Messenger RNA from Cucumis melo (muskmelon), 679 nucleotides. Its product is annotated as 17.8 kDa class I heat shock protein-like. NCBI's taxonomy places the organism in Eukaryota, Viridiplantae, Streptophyta, Magnoliopsida, Cucurbitales, Cucurbitaceae. The record is from RefSeq and is a predicted model, not a curated record. The transcript has a single exon. The coding region runs from base 55 to 513 and encodes 152 amino acids. Gene Ontology annotation, biological process: protein folding; response to salt stress; response to hydrogen peroxide.
AUUUGAUCACCGUUUAAAGAAGAAGCCAUUACCGAAUCGUUGAAUUCAAAAUCAAUGUCGUUGAUCCCAAGUUUUUACAGCGGCCGACGAAGCAACGUGUUCGAUCCAUUCUCUCUAGAAUUAUGGGAUCCAUCAGAAGGGAUGCAAUUCCCCCCAACCUCCGGCGAAACGUCGGCAAUUGCAAACACUCGAAUCGACUGGAGAGAGACGCCGGAGGCUCACAUAUUCAAGGCAGAUCUGCCGGGGCUGAAGAAGGAGGAAGUGAAAGUGGAGGUUGAGGAAGGGAGAGUGUUGCAGAUAAGUGGGGAAAGGAGCAAAGAAGAGGAGGAGAGGAAUGAGAAAUGGCACAGAGUGGAGCGGAGCAUGGGAAAGUUCAUGCGGCGGUUCCGGCUACCGGAGAAUGCAAAAAUGGAUGAGAUUAAAGCGAAUAUGGAGAACGGAGUGUUGACUGUGAUGGUGCCUAAACAGGAGGCGAGGAGGCCACAAGUUAAGGCCAUCGAUAUUGCAGGAUAGAGUUGUGUGUUUGGUGCAUGGUUUUGGUAAAGGUUAAAUAAUGAAGUGUAAUGUAAAUAUGAAGGGAGUGCUUUUGUUUUUUAAUGCUUCAAGAAACUAUGUAAAACAAAUGUUGUAAGAGAUACAAACGAAGAUUAUAUAAGUAUGUUAUGUCUUCUUUUUUUUC